Molecule: messenger RNA, 1053 nt
Organism: Cryphonectria parasitica EP155
Lineage: Eukaryota; Fungi; Ascomycota; Sordariomycetes; Diaporthales; Cryphonectriaceae
Exons: 2
Source: RefSeq, a predicted model, not a curated record
UGGCUUGCCACAGAGAUCGGCGGCCCCUUCAACGGCUCCUGGCUCGCCCAGGUGUGCAACGAGACGACCUGGCGCUCCGACGUAGCCCUCCACAUGACGCACAGCCGCGGCGGCCUGGCCAACGUGCGCGGGACCAUCCUCGACUUCCUCCACUUUGCGAUUCGGACGGGCACGGCGCACCUCGUCCUCCCUUCGUACGUGAAGCGCACCGACACCAGCCUGGACUGGAUGGACGAGAGCAACGGGUACUGGCCCUUCUCGAACCUGUUCGACGACGUCUGGUUCCUGGACACGAUGAAGACGCACUGCCCGCAGGUGACCUUCUACGGCAACGUCACCGACGUCCCCGCCACGGCCUUUGUCGAGCCCGACUACGAGAUCCACACCGCGCGGCCCGACAAGAGGCCCGACGAGAGCAUCGCCGCCACGGCCGCACACUUUGCCGCCUGGCUCGCCGACAACCCGGCGGGCUACCAGCCGGGCCUGCUGAACCUCGUCAACGUCGGCGCCACCCUGUGGGCUUUUGACAUGAUGACCAGCCCGCGCAUGCGCCUCGUCCUGGGCCGCAUGUGCAAGAUCAACCCGCGCAUCCGCGAGCUCGCCGCCACGGCCACGUGGAACCUGCGCGGCCUGCACAACCUGUCCGAGACCCUCGACCCCCGUGACCAGAUCUACCAGGACGCCUUCUACGGCAUGCACCUGCGCACCGAGGCCGACGCCUCCACCGUCAACUGGGACAGCCAGUUUGGCGGCUUCGACAGCCAGACCGACAUCCACCUCGAGAAAUGCCAGGGCCUCGGGCUGCAGGUCAUCUAUGUGGCCAGCGGGAACCAGGAGGAUAUUGAGCGGUUCAAGGAAAAGGCCAUGGACAGGGCCAACAUCACCGUCGUGAGCAAGAAAGAUCUGAUCACGGACCCGGACGACCAGGCCGUUCUGGAUGGCAUGACUUGGGAUCAGCAUGGCGCGCUUGAUUGGGAGGUUCUUGCAAGGAGCACUUACUUUAGUGGACCUGUCAUGAGCAGUUUUUCUUGGAACCUGGCGUACAGGAGGAAC